Molecule: messenger RNA, 1242 nt
Organism: Kwoniella shivajii
Lineage: Eukaryota; Fungi; Basidiomycota; Tremellomycetes; Tremellales; Cryptococcaceae
Exons: 7
Coding region: 1-1242 (413 amino acids)
Source: RefSeq, a predicted model, not a curated record
AUGUCUUCUUCCACGGGAGAUGAAUUGGAAACUCUUCAAAAACAAUAUUUAUCACUCUAUCCACUAUAUUUACUUUCCAUACCACUUCCAAAGUUUCUGGUAGAGAUGCAAAAUCAACAUUAUCUGAUUGACGAGCUGCUGGGAGAGAGGUAUCAACCUGAAAAUGAAUAUAAGAGGAAAUUCUGGAGAAAAGUUUUGCAAGUCAUGGAAAUGGGUAUGAAAGAAGUUGAAGAAGAAGGAGAAGAUGAAAAUGAAAAUGAUCUGGAAAUCGACGAAAGGUUUUAUGAUGUAUUGACUGAAUUGAUGAUUGCAAAAGGGGGUCCAUCGACAUUCGAUAAACCUGCUUCAUCGUUCAGGACAUUCAUAUACAAUAUGCCUCAUUCUCAUCCUUUCGUUCAGCCCCAACGUCAACCUCAACGUCCAAGUACAAGUACAAGGGCGAGUCCGGAGAAUGAAAUAGGUAAAGGUAAAAUCACGCUGGUAGAAGAACAAAUCGCUAUUCAAGGUGGUACGACAGGGCUUCGAACGUGGACGGCAGCACUUCAUUUGGCUCAUCAUAUACUCCUUCAUCCGCAAUCAAUAUUCCAAGAUCCAACCACAAUCGACAGGGGCAUCAUCGAACUGGGAGCUGGAACUGGAUUUUUAUCUAUCUUAUUAUCUCAACUAGGUGUAAAUGUAAUAUCGACUGAUCUAGGCGAUGAGGCUCCCUCGGACGAUCAAGAUCAAGCUCGAGAAACUAAGGACGAAGACGUAGAAAAGGUCGAAACACACGUACAGUCGGAGAGUAUUACACCUCUAGCAAGGUUGAAAUCCAAUGUAUCAAGUGAAUCCCAGUUGAUGUGCAAGAUCAAACUAGAUGACCUCGAUGAGAUCCAGGUCAAAUCAUUAGAUUGGACAGAAGCUUCUUUGCACUCUCCUGAAAGACCUGAAAUAUGGGACACGCUAGAGAACGAAAGAAGGACAAUUAUAGCUGCUGAUGUUAUAUACGAUCCAAUACUCAUUCCGCCACUGGUGAAUACCAUUAAUCGUUUAAUAGGUGAUUCCAAAGCGGAAUGUAUCAUUUCAGCAACAGUCAGAAAUCAAACCACGUUUGAUGGUUUUGUGAAUACAUGCAAGCAACACAAUUUAUCGGUUAAAGAGAUUGAUGUACCUCCCAUGGACGAGAAGAACCCAACUUUCUGGGACUCAGCGUUGGAUAAAGGAACACAAGUAAAGAUAUUGAGGAUCACUAGAAGAACGUGA